GGCGCAAGGUCUAAAAGAUAUCACCUACGAGCUUGUCUUGAGUUUCGGUUGUCAUAAUCGCCCUUUGGUGUUUGAAUACUGUCAUCUAGUAACAUCCAACACAACUGUCCCCUCUCGGAAGGCUUCAAAUCCCAGUUAUAGACACGAACCUACGCCCGGAGAGUCUGGCUGUAACCUCUUACCAUAAUGAAGGCCUCCACGCUCCUCCCUUUCGCGAUUUUGGCCCGCCAUGCUAUGUCGCAAAUGUUGGGAUACGAUCCUCGCAGCGCCGCAGACUGCGUGAUGUGGGCUGACAUCGAAGACGCCUCGGUAGACACAUGUGAAAAGACGCUGCGAGAGUGGAAGGCCGAGCCCAAACGCUUCCACGCCUGGAAUCCAUCCGUAGGACUCGACUGCAAACCUUGGCGCAAUCAAACAAGCUACUGCGUCCUGACCCAGGAGACAAUAGACAACUCUGUUAACUACACGACAAGCACCGUCACAAACAAAUAUUACACUGCCACGUUCGCGCUGCCCAGUUACACAACGGAUAGCGAUGGCUGGACAAUACCAGUCACCAAGAGCGACGCAGUGACCCGGGCUUACACCACAAUUCCCCCUGUACCUUCAGUCAGCACGUGGAAGUACACAGGUUGUUACAUUGAUCUUUGGAACGACAACCUCGACAAUGGCGGCAAUGCCACCUGGAACCUGGAUUACCGCUUCAUCCCCCGUGAUCCCGCAGAGACAGUGGAUAAGUGCAAGCAGAAGUGCUGGGAGAUUCGAUACAGGGUGGCUGGUCUCAAGUUAGGCAACGAGUGCUUCUGUGGCAACAGGAACAACGCAACGUUGGCGGAGGACCAGAACGAAUGCGAUAUACCGUGUGUUGGUGAUGCGAAUGUGAAGUGUGGAGGCACCCAGCGUAUGAACGUUUGGGCAGCUGACGAAGCAUCGACUGGAGGCACGCUGACUACUGCGUCUAGAAGUGGUGCGUCUGCAACGAGGACGGGUGCGGGUGCAGCGACUGAGACCGCGACUUCUGGCGCACGACGCAACGCGGCACUGUUUUGGAUGUAGACGACGUUGUUCAGUCGGUAUAGAUAUCUCGUAGGAAGUCAGUAAAACAAAUACCAAGGUGCUAC
Molecule: messenger RNA, 1121 nt
Organism: Didymella exigua CBS 183.55
Lineage: Eukaryota; Fungi; Ascomycota; Dothideomycetes; Pleosporales; Didymellaceae
Exons: 1
Coding region: 187-1056 (289 amino acids)
Cellular component (GO): plasma membrane
Source: RefSeq, a predicted model, not a curated record